GGUGUGGAACAGGGUGUCCAAGCAGCCGUUUGUGAUACACCGUUACAUAGGUGCUGGCGGCGAGGCGGCCACGCCAGAGUGCUCGGCGCUCGCGACGGGACAGGACGCAGAGAGCGGAGCUCUGAGGGGACCCCACAGAGCCAGCGCCUUCGUGCCUGACCCGGAGCUUUUCCCAAGCACUACUCCUGCGGCUGGCCUUGCGGCCAGACUGUGACACCACUGACUCAGACCUUGCUGAGGGACCUGUCUCGAAGGUGCCCUUGAGGUCUGACAGCGCAAUGGCAGGCAGAGUGUUCAGCCUGCUUAAGACCCUCCAGGGGAAAAAGAAGAAAGGCCCUGCAGCUGCCCCAGCACAGCAGCCUCCAGAGCCGGAGCAGUGGCAGCCACUGCAGGAUGAUGCAGUAAAGGAUGGGACACAGGAGCAGGAUCCCGCCCGUGGCCGCUUCCGCAGAGCUGUGCAGGUGCUGCGGAGGUUCCUGCGCACUCAGCGUAGGAACAGCACGGCCACAGCAGCCAAGGACUCAGCCCAGCCCGACUGCAGGCCCAGCGAGCUGCAGGCAGAGCCGGGUGCCAGCACAGAGUCCUCUGCAGGCGCAGCAGACUCUGCCAUGGCAACGGCUGAGGGCAGCACCAAGGCUGGCACGGCCCGGGCUGAGAGCGUGGCCAGCACAGACACCCUCACAUGGAGCAACUCCGACACAGAUUCCAUGGCCAGCCAGACUGACAUUAUUGCUCCCACUCAGAACCUUUCCCAGGUGGAGGGAGCUUUCUCUCCACAUCAGGUGCCAGCCAUCGUGAGGGACAUUCACCAAAGACUCACAUACUGUGUCACCGUGGAUGCUGGGCUGCAAAAUGUCCUUGUGACACUGUCUGAAGAACACCCUUUUCAAGCGGUUCUGAGUCUCCUGUGCUGUGCCCCAUCGUGUGACGGAGCUGCUGCCCUGAUGUGGAGAACCAUCGGCUCGUCGGGACAGGUGGUGCAGGAGGUACUUGCAGCACUGCUCUCUGUGAUGGAGUCCAGCAUGUUCUACUCCAGAGAGGACAACGAGGCCGUCUUUGCCCUGGCUGCAACUGUGGUGCUGUGGGUGACUGUCCACAUGCCCGAAUGGCACACAGCAAUAUUCCUUCAUUCAGCCCGCCUGUUCGUGGCUCUGCUCUUCCAAAUUUUCAGCAGCACAGAGCAGAUGCCACAGGGCGUUGAGAAUGUGUGGGCAGCGUGCCGGGAGGAGCACCACCUUCCCAGCAACCGCAGCAGGUUUGCAGUGCAGACCAUGAAGGCUCUGCUCUGCCGCCUGGGCCACGAUGAAAUGCUGGUGCCUCUGGAGCGGGUCUGGGACGCCUUGCUCUGUGCCGACACCAGGCACUUUGCAUUGGGGCUGCUGGCCAGGGAGAUGCGCCAUGGCUUGAGCCCCUUGUGUUCCUGCAUCGCCACGCACCUGCUCAGCCUGCCCAUCUGGGGGCAGCCUCGCUGGGAUCUGCCGGCGCUGGCGUUCUUUGUGGAGCAGCUGCAGGACAACAACCAAGAGGAAGAAGAAGCAGUGUCCUUUGGCGAGCUCCACUUACCAUUGAAGAUGGGAGCAGCUGGAGAGCAGACCGGACCAGCUGGAGAUCCAGGCACAGCUCUUGGUUAUCACAGCUGAGCCUGUGGCAAGCUCCAGAGCUCCUGCCAUCUCCCUCCCUCUUGGCAGUUCCCUCCUCCCUCUUGGCAGUUCCCUCUCUCCAUUCCUCAGUCCCUGCCCAUCCCCAGUUUUGCGUCUCUGCUCACCCCUUCGCUUCGCAUUGCUUUAAUAAAGUUUGGUUUGUUCACUUUACCCAC
Oenanthe melanoleuca is the source of this 1816-nucleotide messenger RNA. RefSeq lists its product as uncharacterized. The transcript is spliced from 9 exons. The coding region runs from base 279 to 1640 and encodes 453 amino acids. The record is from RefSeq and is a predicted model, not a curated record. Gene Ontology annotation, cellular component: cytoplasm. Lineage: Eukaryota; Metazoa; Chordata; Aves; Passeriformes; Muscicapidae.